AACCAUCGAGGAAGAGCGAGCAAUCAAGAAAGCAACUUGUCUGCAGCAAGAAACUCAUCACCAGGCAUCAUGAAGACUCUGACUCUGCUCUCCAUCUGCGCCCUUCUGUCAGUGUGCUGGUCCAUGGGAGCUGUGGAACCAGAGGUUAUCGUGGACCCUGAUGCUGACACGGCUGCUGAUGCUGACACGGCUGCUGAUGCUGACACGGCUGCUGAUGCUGCACCUGCCGAUUCCUCCUCCUCCUCUGAGUCCGACUCCAACUCUUCUUCUGACUCUUCCUCCGACUCUUCCUCGGCAUCCGAUUCCAACUCAAGCGCUGACUCUUCGGCCUCCGAUUCAUCCUCCUCCUCCUCCUCCUCCUCCUCAGAAUCCUCUGAGUCCUCGUCAUCUGAGUCUACUGAAUCCUCUUCCUCUGAGUCCGCCUCCUCCGAGUCCAAUUCUGCCUCUGACUCGUCUGCCUCCUCUUCCUCAUCCUCCUCAUCAGAGUCAGAGUCAGUGAGCACUGAGGCUCCUCCAGUGGUUAUGAAGAGAGACCUGGCUGCUGUUCUCCUGAGGAGAAGAAGAGCGGUAGGAGCCCUCACCCUUCUGCAGCUGGAAAGCCUGAAAGAGGUGUGUGAGUUGAGCGUGGCCUGUGACGAGAUGGCUGAGACCGCAGGUAUCGUCGCUGCAUACACCGCCUACUAUGGACCUGUUCCCUUCUAAGUUAAAGACUUUUUCUUCAUGUGUGAACUCUUCUCUUUGUCCUCUUUGUAAUAAUGGUGCAAUAAUCCCCUGAAAUACAAAAAAGGAGCAGAUCAUUUUAAUAAAAACGGGUUUGACCUGUGCUAUAGUACUGGAUGGAGGUUUUUUUAGGGACAGAUCCUUGCAAAUCUGACCAGCUUUAGUUGUCCAGUAUGAAAAGGCAUCUUCCAGGGUUUCAGAGAGCGGCACAUGGAAACACGAGUCUGUAAAGUAUGCAGACGCCCACAAGAAUUUUAAUUAUUCUUUUCAUCUCUCGGGUAAAAAAACAAAACAAUGAAUGGUGCUACAAAUGCAAUUGUAUUGUAUGUUAAUAUGUUAAUGUUUUUAUUUCAUGCUUUAAUUCUACACAUAGUAGUUGUAGUGAGUAGUGGAUGUAGUAGCAACUUCUUAUAGGUACUGUAGUUUUAGUAGUGUACAGUGGUUGUUAAAUGCACAUUAGUUAUUUGUAAUGACUGUAACCACAAAUUGCCUCUGAAAAUAAUAAAUUAUUUUGUGUUGUGGAA
Molecule: messenger RNA, 1244 nt
Organism: Paralichthys olivaceus (Japanese flounder)
Lineage: Eukaryota; Metazoa; Chordata; Actinopteri; Pleuronectiformes; Paralichthyidae
Gene: bglapl
Product: bone gamma-carboxyglutamate (gla) protein, like
Biological process (GO): regulation of cellular response to insulin stimulus; osteoblast differentiation; bone development
Cellular component (GO): extracellular region
Molecular function (GO): structural constituent of bone; hydroxyapatite binding; calcium ion binding
Source: RefSeq, a predicted model, not a curated record